UUUAGGAUUCAGAUCUCUGACGUUGGGCAGAGUAAAUUAGAUACUGUCUUCAUUUUUAGAGCUAGUGGGAAUAUUCUAAAACGGAAAUGGAAUUAGAGGAGGAUUCCGCUCAACGUGAAGGAGUCGUUCGACUCAUCAUCAAGGACUUCAGUCAGCUAAAAGAUGAAAAAUUUAGCGCACCUGUUUACAUCAGGAAUUUACCCUGGUAAGAUAAUGGAAAUCUCAAAGGGGUACACCGUUCAGUUCCUUUUUCACUUCACCAGACUUUGAAUUUGUAAGAAACAUAUGUGUGGCGAAUUGCACUUCUUCUGGUUUCGCUAAGGAUAGUCAUACAGUAUAGAUAGUUAGAUAUCAAGAUUGUGGGCAUCUACACUAGAAAUUACUAAUUGUAGAAGGGGUUUGUUGAUGCCUUGAUGGAGAUUUGGAGUGUGAAUUUUAUACAUUUACUAGACCUGACCAGGAGCAGUUGCGAAAAAUGCAAAUAAACUGUAGGCUUCGUAGGAAUCGAACCUGUAGCCCUGCAUUCCGAUACUGGCUUAACAAUUAGACAACGAAGCCGAGUUGUGUAGGAGCGAAUAGUCAACGAGGCAAAGCCGAGUUGACUAUUUGCUCCGAGACAAUGAGGCUGAGUUUGCUCCGAGACAACGAGGCUGGGGUUAACAAUUUUAACGACAUGCUCGUCGGGCAUAAAAUAUGUAAUUGAGCAAAAUAUUUUACAUAAUUUAUUGAAAAGUAAUAGUUUUAGGGAAAAUGUUAAUGAAAAAUUGUACAAAUUGCGGUGCAUUAGUUCAAAACUUAGUGAAAAAUGGUAUGUUCCAAAAUUUUUCCCUCCACUCGUUAACGAUCAGUGGGAAAAGAAAUAUUAAUUAGCGACUGAAAUGUCCGUCGGGCUCGACUUCGGCCACGCCCUUUUAGUCGGGCUUUUUCCGGCUCUGCUUCCUUUAGCAACAUUUCUCCUUGGCUUUGUUGACAACUAAUCAGUGCUGCGAACUUCGAAGAAUGACUUGUGAGUUUAAAAAAAGUUAGAAAACAUGUCGUAAAACAGUAAAAUAGUAAGUAUACCGGCAAAAAGCAAAGGAAACAAGGCUUAAAAAGUCCAAAAUUUCAAACACAAACUGGCUUCCCGGAUUGUUACUAAAUAAAGUUUACGUUAAAAAGCAGAAUAAAAAUGCACGCAAAAGCAUCCGAAUGUCGUUAAAAUCUUUAAAAUAUCUGGAAAAAUAUAGCGGCAAAUCAUUUCAUGCACAAUCUAGUAUACAUAGACAAAAGGUUAGAUUAAAAUUUAAUCGAAAAACUCGACUGAAAAGGCUCAAAAAAGGGGAAAAACAAACUCGGCCAAAAUCACGACAUUUUAAUAAACGAAAAAACUCUUUAAAACGGCAGCUACAGUAAAUACAUGAACCCGUACUUAAUACAAGCACAAGCUACAAACUAUUGUCGAGUUUCAACGAUUCUACUUGGAAUAUUAUUAAACAAAUAUUGUCCAUAUUUGUCUGUCACUUUCAUGUUCAAAACUACGAGCAAAAUUGAGAAAACGUAAAAAUUUUACCGUAUGUGUCCGCGGUUUCCAAGAGUCUUUGUUUGUUUGUAAUCCAGAACCAAAAUUAGAUAUCAAACUACUGUAUUGUAAUUAGUUGAUCAUUGCAAUGAAGACAUGAUUAAUUUAGAUGGGUUCCGUUUUUUUAUGAUCUUCAUACAGUUAGAGCUCGACAACGCCUCUACCUCGGUUGGUUAGAGCGCUGCACCGGAAUCACAGAGUCGCAAGUUUGAUUCCUGCCAAAGGGCCUAUAGUUGCAUUUUUGGCAACUGCUCCUGGUUAGAUCUAAUAAAUGAAUAAAAUUUGCACUCGCAAUGUCCAUCUAGAAGUGCCUUCUGCAGUGAUAGAUUUGUCCGAUUCUGAAUUACUACACGUUAGUGUGGAAUGUGUCAUUAAUGCUCUGAUUAAUGCAAGAAAAGGAAUUCCGAAAGGUAAUGCCUGUUUGUCACAUCUGUCGGAACCUCUGAUCAGGACAAUUGUUAAAAUUGUGUCAUAUUUUCCAACCGAACUGGCUAAGGUGCAUUGGGCGUAAAAAACAAACCUGUGGUUCCGGUUCCCGACCGACCCUAUUCUUUUCUGCCGACCCUGUUAUUUUUUCAACGCGAUUGACCAUGCGACCUAGUCCAGUCCCAGACCCUAUUCUCGCCACACGGCGCGGCGGAGAAGGAGGGUCCAGAAGAAUUUGCAUGCGCAUGCGUCAACUACCACCACACAUAUGUGGAGGUCGCCAGGUCGCUAAGCUCUGUUUACUGUGGGGAAAAUCCGCAAUGUCAAAGGAAAGUUCUGAUACUCUUGCAGCGCUGAUUGAGAACAAGUUUCUUCAUAUUUUUGGCAGAGAAUUUGUUGAAGCCGUUAAGUUUGCCAUGGGAAUGUGUAAAUAUAAUUUUUUGCCGAAGUUUGAGCAAUUGCAAGCGAUCUAUUACCUGUCUCGCGGUAAAGAUGUAUUCGUUCAUCUGAGAACUGGUUUCGGAAAGUCGCUGAUUUACACGCUCUUUCCAUAUGUUUGCGAUGCUCUGCGAUCGUCACCAAACAACGAUUGCCGUUCAUCUAUCGUCGUUUUGAUUUCACCACUAAUUUCCCUCAUGGAUGAUCAGAUGGCUAAAAUGGCCGAACGAGGAAUACAUAGCUUCAAGCUCACCGAUCUUAAAGACCGACAAGUUGAGGACCUUCGACGUGGAAAAUCGAACAUCAAAAUCGCUUUGUUAUCCCCUGAGGCAUUUACCAGUUUGACUGUAAGGGAGACUCUGAGGGAACUGAAAGAGCAUAUUGUUUGUGUGGCAAUUGAUGAGGCACAUUGUGUACUACAAUGGUAGGUCUAUGCUAGAUAUUUUAAUAAUUUAAUAAAUAAAUUAGCCAAAGUGCUUUCCCUUGACUACAGAGCCUCAUUCUAUUGCAAGAGAAUUUGGCUAAUUGUCAUAUGUUUAUACUAAGUUUUAAAGGAUUAUUGAAAUUAUUGAAAAUGUGGCGAGAUAACCAACGAUUGGAUAGGGAAAAAUUUUUUUACACUUUGGUUCAUCACGUUAUAUAAUUAGCCUUGCAAAUAAGUAACUUUAUACAGUAACCUACUCUGAACUCACUUGAUUUAUUUUAAACUGUAGUAAAUGUUUGACAGGGUGAGGAAAGAUAUGUCGUCGUGCUCACACUUGAUGUCGUGUUUGCUGCAUUAGAAUGGGAUGGCUAAAUGAACAUGAUAACAAACAUUUAGAUAAUUACACCCUCGAAGUCAUAUAAAGAAACACAAGAUGAUGAAACUACACAGUAAAUACGUUCGGUUAUCUCCUCUACAAUGUAUACUACUUCUUCAUAUUUUUGGUUUAAUGGCGUGAAUUGUCUGUAAUAAGUUUAUGGAUUAUUCGUCCUAAUUUUGUGUUAAAAUAUUAGUGCAAAAAUUACAAUAAUUAACACAUCCAAGGCUGCAAGACCAGGAGUAAAGCACUUUAUGACGACCACAUUAUAUUUAUAUAAAAUUAAAGUGUUUGCAGUAAAAGAAAGCUUGUCUAUUUUUGCGUAUCAAAUAGAAAUUUAUUUAAUUACCCUAUCUUUUGUCACAAUACAAUAUUUGUCACAAUAACUCUUAUUUGUUACAGCGAUGCAAAAUUGCAAUUAUCGUACGUGUAAUUUGACAAGUUUAACUUUCUAGCUAUAACAAAUAAAGUAUUUUUAAACAGUCUCACUCGGACAAUAUUGGGAUAUCAUACCAGCAAUAUUUAGUAAACACCGAUUUCAGUUAGUAUAUACAUAGUUGCAUAUUUCUUCGGCAAAAGACUGGUCUUUUUAUAAUAAAAUUUAAAUAAUGUCGUCGUACCUGUGCUUUGUCGUUGGAAAACUGCAAUGAUCUGGCUGAAACUACAAUUUCUUUCGUUAGGUCUCGAUGUUUUCGAUGGUGGAGAUCUAAUCGAAUUUGGCGAGGAUGGUAUUGUUUUUCUUUUCCCUCGAGGACUAAUAUUUUCCUUAUAACUUUUAAUUUUCUCGACGGCCCUAUUCGCAUUAUUUCGGCAAUUUCGACAACAAUGGCGAGACAAUCCAGGCUUGUCUCGUCUAAUAGACAGACCAUAUGCCUUGAAAAACAGCAUCGCUGUUGAUGUAUAAUCAUUUUCUGCAUUGUAAAGUACAUAUCUCCUAGCGGGCGGACAGACUCCAUUGCAUAUUCGACAUCGAACUUCACCUGACAUUUUUUAUUUCUCUGAGUUGUUUACGUUUUGCGCGCGCGUUUAACAGGUGUAAGGGUUUUCCCUUCUCCCGGAAGUCAAUCGCAACCGUUUUGAUUGGACAAGUUGACGCAUGCGCAUGCAAAUUCUUCUGGACCCUCCUUCUCCGCCGCGCCGUGUGGCGAGAAUAGGGUCUGGGACUGGACUACAUGCGACCCUGCAGGUGGUUGCGGGCUGCUCAUACAGCGUGCCAAAAUGGCGUCUGUUGUCACACUAAUUAUUGAACCAAAUUGCCUAAAUUCGUCCAUAGGAAAUACGCAUCUCUAGGUAAUAUUGAUGUCGGGACUCUACUACAAAUCGCCCAGCAAAAUACAGCCAAAACCAUGAAAAAAAUAUUCAAGAAAAAAAUUUAUUUCCGACCUACCGACCCUAUAAUUUUUUCACGAUAUGAAACCGGAACCACAGGUAUUUUUUGUUUACACCUUGUAAAUUGCCGCACUCUUGGGAACAAAAUGAGGGGCGCAGAAACGUGGGAGAGCGAUUGCGCGCUAAUUCAAGGUCCGGGUCAUGGCCUAACCCUUUGCUCUGUUUUCAGGCGACUGAUGUGUACACAAAGAAAAGUGAAAGUCCAUGCCAGUCAAAAGAAAGUUAAAACCCUGGCAGCAUUUCUUCAAUGCAAUUUCGAAACAGAGUCAUUGUAAGUCUUAACGUAUAAUAAUCCUUAAAAGUAGCUGUUUAAAUUUAGGUUAAGUGACAUUUUGAAGAAUCCAAGAUGGCGGAACAAGCGGGCAAAAAAAGCGCGG
Paramuricea clavata is the source of this 4988-nucleotide messenger RNA. The record is from the annotation of a GenBank genome assembly. NCBI's taxonomy places the organism in Eukaryota, Metazoa, Cnidaria, Anthozoa, Malacalcyonacea, Plexauridae.